GACACAGAGCUCUCAGUGUAGGGAGAAACAGGGACGAGAUGUAGUAGGAAACUUGGUUUCUAUGAAAUUUAGUCAUAUUUAUUAAAAAAAUAUAUAUAAAAAAAUAACAAAGAAUCAUCAAAAUCCCUCUUAAGUUAAUAGGCUGCCCAUAGGAUUUUUUUUUAGAUUUAUUUCAGUUUAUUGAAGGGCAUCUUACACUCACUAUUCUGACACUUUUGUAAAGAUGUGUGAGGCAGUUAGUUAGCAAGCUAGCUAGCUAAGGCGGCAGGAGGAGAACAAAAGAUUUUUUUUUCUCAGUUUUGACCGGUUGCACUGACACCAAGUCCAUGCAGAACGUGUCAUCACCAACACAAUGCCCGUGUUACUUUUUCUGAUAGACACGUCCGCGUCAAUGAACCAGCGCACCCAUCUGGGCACUACCUAUCUGGACAUUGCAAAAGGCGCUGUUGAGACUUUCAUGAAGCUUAGAGGCAGAGAUCCGGCGAGCCGAGGGGACCGGUAUAUGUUGAUAAAUUUUGAGGACGUUCCCCUCGGAAUCAAGGCUGGAUGGAAAGAGAGCCAUGCCACAUUCAUGACAGAGCUGAGGAACCUUCAAGCAGCAGGACUCACAACUAUUGGCCAGUCUUUGAGGACCGCUUUUGAUUUGCUCAAUCUCAAUAGAUUAGUGUCUGGGAUAGACAACUAUGGACAGGGCAGGAAUCCCUUUUUCCUGGAGCCGUCCAUCAUAGUGGCCAUAACCGACGGCAACAAGCUGACCAGCAGUGGCGGAGUCCAGGAUGAGCUCCACCUUCCCCUGACCACUCCUCUGCCGGGCAGUGAGCUGACCAAGGAGCCGUUUCGCUGGGACCAGCGUCUGUUCUCCCUGGUGCUGAGGAUCCCCGGACACGCCACUGUCGAGCCUGAACCACUAGGGGGGGUCCCACCCGACGACUCGGCCAUCACCCCCAUGUGUGAGGUCACCGGAGGUCGCUCCUACAGUGUGUUCUCCCAGCGCAUGUUGAACCAGUGUCUGGAGUCUCUACUGCAGAAGAUCCAGAGUGGAGUGGUCAUCAACUUUGAGAAGACGGGCCCGGACCCCCCUCCUGGAGAGGAUGAGAUCCUGAAGCCCGGCCCCCAGUCCUGGCACUGCUGCCACAAGCUGAUCUACGUACGACCCAACCCCAAGACUGGUGUGCCCAUCGGACACUGGCCCAUUCCUGAAGGCUUCUGGCCCGACACUAACUCCCCUACACUGCCCCCUCGCUCGGCCCACCCCCACGUGCGUUUCUCCUGCCUGGACUCGGAGCCCAUGGUGAUUGACAAGGUUCCCUUUGACAAAUACGAGCUGGAGCCUUCACCUCUCACACAGUACAUCCUGGAGAGGAAGUCCCCUCACACCUGCUGGCAGGUGUUUGUAAGUAACAGUGCCAAGUACAGUGACCUGGGCCAGCCCUUUGGCUACCUGAAAGCCAGCACGGCUCUCAACUGUGUCAACCUCUUCGUCAUGCCCUACAACUACCCUGUUGUGCUGCCUCUACUGGAUGACUUGAUCCGGGUGCACAAGUUCAAGCCCACCAUUAAAUGGCGUCAGUCAUUUGAGAACUACCUGAAGACCAUGCCUCCCUAUUACAUCGGGUCCCUCCGGAAGGCGCUAAGGAUCAUGGGAGCUCCUAACCUCCUGGCUGAUAACAUGGAGUAUGGUCUGAGUUACAGUGUGGUGUCCUACCUCAAGAAGCUCAGCCAGCAGACCAAGAUAGAAUACGAGCGGCUGAUAGCAUCUGUAGCCAAGAAGGUGGUAACGGAGGGUGGCAUCAAGGUGCGUGACCGCGGUGGGGACAUCUCCCUGGCCCAGCGCAGAGACUUCACUCAGCUUCUGGCCAGCAUCACAGGAGAGACGGCCGCCCUGCCCUUGGAGCUCAACUCUAAAGAGUUCUCUGGCUUUCAGCUGGCUCCUCUCAACAAGAGUCUGAAACCUCAGGGUUUCCGGAACGCCUACGACAUUCCCAGAAUGCACCUCCUGGAUCAGCUGAGCCGCAUGAGGAGGAACCUGCUCAGCACCACCUGUCUGCUCCGAGGACAGGACACAGACCAGCUCCACAGUGUGCCCAUCGCCCAGAUGGGGAACUACCAGGACUUCCUCAAGGCCCUUCCCCAACCCCUCAGAGACGCAGACCCUGAACAGCCCAAACGCCUGCACACCUUCGGAAACCCCUUCAAACUGGACAAAAAGGGGAUGAUGAUUGACGAGGCCGAUGAGUUUGUGACGGGUCCCCAGAACAAGGGCAAGCGUCCGGGGAGUGACACCAACAUGCACGGGAUCGGGGGUGGGGGUCCUAAGAGACGGCGGUGCAUGUCCCCUCUACUGCGCCCCGGCAGAGCCUAUUCGCCCCCCGUCAGCCCUGCAGCCAGCCCCUUCAGACCCCCCCUCACUGAGAGCGACCAGAGUGAGUCAGACUCAGAGGCUGUGUUUGGGAACCUCUACAACCCAGAGACGUGUGAGACCGGGAUAACGGUCCAACCAGGAGAGAUCCUCUCUGUACCCCUUCUAGACGUCCCCGGCCCAGGGAACCGCGUGGAGGACGAUGCUGAUGGGGACAUCGAGGAGGAGAACGGGCUUCCCAGGGAGGUGGAGCUCUCAGAGGGCAGUGAGGAUGGAGGAGAGACGGGGGGUGUGGUGGAGGAGCAGCGCCCGGCCCGGUACCCCUCCCCCGGGGAGCUAAAGAAGGUGAUGAACAGCGAGAGUCUGGAGGUCAACACCGAACUACGAGCCCUCAUCACCAAGGAGAUACGGAAACCCGGGAGACACUAUGAAAAAAUCUUCUAUUUCCUGAAGCAGAUCCAAGGAAGCUUUGACACACGGUUGAUAUUCCUCCAGAACAUUAUAAAAGAGGCUGCAAGGUUCAAGAAGCGGGUGCUGAUAGAACAGCUGGAGAACUUUCUAGAAGAGAUCCAUAACAGGGCCAACAAUAUGAACCAUCUGGACGGGUUCUAAUGGACAACUCUUCACUCCCCAGCCCCUCAGACCUAAGCCCUCCUCCCCACUCCACCCUCAACCUGUAGCCCUUAACCCAGGCUGAAAUUGUCCUAUAGAGAAGGGGAAUAUACAGUGUAUUAACUAACCCAAGCAAUGAAAUUAGUGCUGGUUGGCCUGUCUGUCUCUGUCAGUGUAUACUGUGUGACGUGUGUCUCAUCAGUGAUGGUAUGGUGAACUGAUAUCGCUAAGGGAAGGGGGUCCAAAUUAGAUUGUAAAAAGUUUCCAACAACCUCAGGGCCGAAAGAGGAACACUGAUGUUUUGGGUCUCAAAUGAAUCUUUAGGUGGCUUCAUGUUUUUUUUCCAUUCUUUCUUUCUAGUCAUCGCCCUCUCUCUUUCUAGUCAUCGCCCUCUCUCUUUCUAGUCAUCGCCCUCUCUCUUUCUAGUCAUCGCCCUCUCUCUUUCUAGUCAUCGCCCUCUCUCUUUCUAGUCAUC
This is a messenger RNA of Salmo salar (Atlantic salmon), 3446 nucleotides long. It is a transcript of the gene ints6, whose product is annotated as integrator complex subunit 6. Gene Ontology annotation, biological process: snRNA 3'-end processing. The record is from RefSeq and is a predicted model, not a curated record. Gene Ontology annotation, cellular component: integrator complex. Lineage: Eukaryota; Metazoa; Chordata; Actinopteri; Salmoniformes; Salmonidae.